UCAUAUUGGAGACUAUUCUUAUUCAGCUGUAGCAAAAUAUUUGUUUUGUUUUCCACAUGAAAAUUUUUCCCUCGAAAAAUGGGAUGGAUUACAUAUUUAUGCAGAAAAUGACAAAGGACAAUAAUAUGCACAAAUGAUCCAGAACACUGGAUGACAGGAAACAAAUGGUGCUGACUUUUUCAAAGCAGCCUUAUUUGAAUGCACUUAUUCUUUUGGAGUGCCAAGGAAAGAGAGCAGUAUGCUGUACAUCUUCCUAGUCGACACUGGUACAAUGUACCCCAUGGAGAUGAAUUUGGCAAUGGAUAGUGUCUCCAAUCUGCGCCAGCACAUUGCUUCUAGACUGGGCAUUCCAGAGGAUAAGCAGGUCUUGCUUAUAAGUGGUGGAGAGAACCUGGAUCCUGAUGCUAGAGUAUGCAGUUAUAGUGCUGGAACCGACACCAACCCCAUCUUUUUGUUUAGUAAAAGUACAAUUGAAUCAGCCACACCUCCAUCACCCAGUGUUUAUCUAGGAACAGAUUUAGAGAUGAGGGAGCAGGUGGAAGGAGCAUUGCAAAUGCCUCCAACAUAUGGAACAGUUGUGUCUAGGGCACAGUUAGCUUUGCACUUCCAUGAAAUGGCAAGGGAUCUGUGUAAGGGAUGUGAAAACUUGGUCCAUGAACAACAUCUGCAACACCAGGGAUGGGCUGCCGUCAUUGCCAACUUGGAUGAUAUUUCUAAGUCAUUUGGGGCAAGAUCAGGGGUGUUUCAGCAACACUAUCGGGAUUUCUUGGAGAACAAAGAUAAAUACAAUGAUGUCAUUCACACGUUUCCUAACCAGUUAGAAGAACUCUCCCACACGCCACUCUUGCAAUGCUUGGUACCAUCUCUUGAAGGAGAAGCUGGGCUGCUUACUGAAAAUCCUCGACCAAGGACUCUGCUAGAGUGGAUUAAGGCUCAGGACCCCAGAGGAAACAUUGAGCAGAUGGUUGAGCAAGCUGCAGGUGCUAUAGAACAGUUCCAGUCUGAGAAUCUUGAGCAGAUCAUGGUGGAGGUGAGGGAUAUUCUAGAUCAGGUGAACAAUCCCAGUAUGAAGGAAGUGAAAGGGUUGGAGGACCGGCUGUAUGGCCUGGACCAGCUGAUGUAUGGAGCCAGGCGGGUGGUACAAGAACAACAAGAUAUGGCUCAGGGAUUUGUUCAAAACCAAAAUAGAGCCAGUAAUUUAAGGGACACCUCAGUUUUACCAGACCUGUGUAACAGCCACCAAAAACAGCUAAAGGUUAUGUUGAAAAAUCACCAACAACUGAGGGAAAUCAUGAGAAAGUGCACAGCAGCCAAAGAAGAACUGUCAAUUAACCUGCACACCAGAUUGAGAUGGAUCAUGUAUGUUGAAAAAACCAUAGUGGAUACAGACAACCGACUGAUAGUGCAACAUGAAACGUUGAGAAGACUAAAGAAAAGAAUGGAGAUACUGAAUCAGAUGUAUGACGCCCCUAAAGUAUAUGCAGCAGCUGUGGUGGAAGUUGUGAGAAGGAAGAAGUUCAAUGCACGUUUCUUAGAGUGGUCCUCUGCACUUUGCGAAAAUGCUAAUAAUUUACACACACAAGAAAUUGCUAGAAGAAAAGAAUUUGCAGUGUUCCUGUCUCAUCAUUUCUUACAAACCCUGUUCCCUGGGUUCCAGGAUGUUCCCCCGCACUUUGCAAAUUCAUUGCCAGACCCAUUUGAUCUCAACCUCCCUCUGAUAGUAGAACAUGAUGUUGAAAUUCUCAGGGAAGAAAUGCAACGAUAUCCAGAAAUCACAAAUUUGCUGAAUAUUCCAGAUGUUCAUACAGAUAUUUUUUGCCAGCUCAUGGAAAGGAUUGCCUUUCAGCCUGGAAAAGAAAAAGCAUUAACUCAGCAAUGUUUGCAGGAGCAACUUCAAUUCAGUAGACAUUCCAAUUCUGAUAUCACUGUUCUCAGUGACUCGUCUCCCCCAGUGCCUGCUGGGCAGGGAACAGGAGAUCAUCAACUGUCUCUGCAGGUGGAGGACACCCAUGACUCUGAGGAUGAAAUGGUCCAGGUGGAGCCAGACUUGCCUUCACUGGAGUCGGGGCCCUAUCAGACUUUGCCUAAAUACAUUGAUACAGAAGUGCUUCCUGUUGCUGUAGACUUUGAAAGAAUACCUCAGCAACGCAAUACAGGAGAAGAAAGUGUUGAGGUGCUAGGGAAUGAGGAUGCUGAUGAAACACUUUCAAAAAGAGUGGUAGAUGCCUUAGAGAGUGAUGAUGUUUUAUCUGUGACUGACGUUGUCCCUAGGGAGGAAGAUAGAGCUGAACAUGCUGUGAUUGAAGGCAAGGCUGGGGAAGAUGACUCAGACGCUGUCAGGUUUGACCUUGGUUCUGAAGGCACUGAUGAUAUUGAAGUGUUGACACCUUCACCUGAGAGAAACAGCGAGGAGAGAGAAGAUAAAGUCUUAGAUUGGAGAGUAACAAUGGCCAGCUCACCUACUACUUCCCCAGACAUAGAAUCCUUGGACUACAAAACUGCAGAUUUUUACAUUGAUGACUCUAUGCCUUCUUCAGCCACAGAUGCUUCACCCAAUUACAAGCAGGCAAUUGAGAAACUGACAGAGGACCUGUCCCACAAAGAGAAACUACUGCUUGAGAAAACAGCUCUUGCUGAAGAGAUGGUCGCUACUGCGGAAUCGUACAAGGCUAAGCUUCUGGUUGCUGAGGACAAGUUGGCAAAACUACAUGACAUAGCAGACAAGGCAGUUCUGAAGUUGAAAUGUGAAGUUUUGACAGUUGAUAAGCAAGUCCAGAAAAAUCAUGAAGAUUUUUUGGAGUACAUGAAAACUGUUUCAGGACAGUUAUUCGAGACUGUUCAGAACUUUCACCUCCAUCAGCAAACAGAGCAUGAAAAAAUCCUCGAAAACUUGAAAUGUGAGCAUGAAAAAAUUGUUCUUGAGUAUCAAGAGAAGCUGGAGGUGGAAGUCACUGCAGCACGUGAUGUUCAACAAGAAAUAGAAACAUACAGGACUCAGUACAAUGCUAUAUCGGAGAAGUGUGACCAGAUGACUAUGGACUUCGAUCAAAAGAUUAUUGAUUUAGAGAAACAGUAUAAAGAGGAAAAGGAUAGACUUAUAAAGGAUAUGAUGCUGGAGCAUGAGCUUGAGGUUGAAAAAGUUCACUCAGAGAUGGAGAUUGCUGUUAUAACAAAAGAACAAGAAAUUGCUGAGAUUGAAAGUGAAAUGAGAAAAAAAGAGGAACUGAUUGCUCAAUUAAAAUUGGAAAAUGAGAAAAUAGCCACAAAUAUGUCUCAAAAGUUUCAAGCGGAGAAGGAGGAAAUAGUGAACAUUCUAAAGCAGGAGGGUAAAGCAAAGUUGGAGAAGGCUUUGCAGGAGGAGACAGCAGCGCUGGCCCAGAAACAUUCAGAGGAAUUAGAAAAGUGUGUCCAGAAACAUAAAGAAGAAUUGAAAACAGCUCUUGACAAGUGUUCUAAGGAUUUAGGUGAGAAACAUAGAAAAGAACUAGAAAGCGUAAAAGCUGAUUUAGCUACCCAAAAGGAAACUGAAUUAAAAGGAAUGAAGUCUGAGCUCAAACAAAAAGAAGAAGAAAACAUUGAAACCAUUAGGAAGGAAUUGAAAGAAAGACAUGAAGAGGAAGUUACUGCUUUAAAAGCUAGAUAUGAAAGGGACCGAGAAGUACUAAUAAACUCAGCAGAUUUUAUAAGCACAGAAAGGGUGGAAAAUGAAUCCCAGACCGAUGAUGCUCUUAGUUUGGACACUGAGAAAUACAUGGAAAUUGUUGCCCACAAAUCUGCUUUACAAAAGGUAGAAGAGGAAAAUGCCAAAAAAGAGGCUGAUGCAGUAAAACAGGCAGUUGAUGCUCUCAAAACAACUCACCAAGAAGAAAUAAGUCAGCUUGUACAGACAUUUGAGAAAAAUAGACAAGACAGCUUAGCUUCCUUAGCUAAAGAAAACCAGGUAUCUUUUAAUGAAGCUGUUAGCAAAGUUAUAGAAGAAAAAGACAAAUUAAUUGAAGAACUUAGGAAAAAAUAUGCCUCUGUACAAGCUGAACAAGAAAAAGAACAAGCCACCAUCCAGCGUCUGAUGUCAGAUAAGUGUAAUCUUGAAGAGGAGAAGGACAAGGCAUUGAUACAGGCUCUGCAGCGGGAAAAAGAUGCAAGAGCACACAGUAAGAGGUUGGAAGAGGAGCUUGGUGCCCUCCAGCUACAGCCAUAUGGAGCUAUGGGACAGUCAGCUAUGGGGGCAUCUGUGGUCCCCAUUAGUGAGAGUGACUCCUCCAUGCAUGUCUCUAGGGUACAGGAUUUGCAAACUUCUCUGAAGAACAAAGAUGAUGAGAUAUCAAAGUUGAAACAAAGAUUGAUGGAGCUUUCCAUGACGGGUAGUGCCCGGGGGACAGUCCAACAGGACAAGGUGGCAAUCACCAGUUGCAAUGUUGGAGACAUAGUGCUACUGUGCCUUGAUGAGCGUCAUGAUCAGUAUGUUGUAUUCACAGUGGGCACUACACUACAUUUCCUGCAUUCUGAUUGUCUGGAUGCUCUAGGUCUCAAGACAGUCACUGGUGAUAGGAAAUCUUGGGUUUUAGCUCAGGUUACUGAUAAAGAAUACUGUCAAGCAAAGAAGCCCAACAACCGUUUCCGUGUCCCAGUAGGCACCAAGUUUUACCGUGUGAAGGCCAAACCCUGGGACAGAGAGGCCACUGCAGGGGCACCUAGGGAACCAAGUAGCAGCAGUAGUAGUAGCCCAAGCCAUGUGGUCCAUUGAUGAACCCUGCUACCAGCAUAUACCACACACCAAUGCAAGCAGCCACUGUAUAGGGCACACGACUAAAUGGAGAAGUCAAACAUAAUUCUUUGCACCAAGCAUGAUGAUAGUGAUGCGGGUAAUUUGGAAUUUUACCGCUAUAACAUUAUUUGCUUUUAUAAAAGUAGCAAGUAAAUAUGCCAGAGGGAAGUCUUUCACCUCUACAGGCCUGCUCAUAUUCACUCUGCAGGUGGAUUGACUCUUUUCUCAACCACAUUUUACAGGAGUUACCCAGGAAUGUUAACAACAUAGGACCCCUGUCUGUAUAUAUAAAAUUUUCAAGGGAUUCCGUAUACUUUUUAGUAAGAGAAAUGAUGACUUUUUGAUGGUGUUUUUAUUUAAAAUUUGGACAGUAAAGAUGGCAUGUAACUCUUACCUUUAUGUUCUAAAGGGAGUAACUGUUAAAUUUGUAAUACUUCUCGGUAAUUGCUUUUUUUGCCUGAAUAGAUAUUAUGUAUUGUGAAGGCAGGGGAUGUCAUUUUGAUGGCCUGAACCAAUGUAUAAACAUUGCAUUAUGUGCUGUACAAAAGUGUUGCCCUUGAUUGGUUUUAGUGCCGUUAUCUAAUUUCGUUCAUGGGAAGUAAUCAAACAGACCAGUAACAUGAUUACGGCAACCUUUCCAGUUUAAUGUUAAGAAUUAGACAGUGACAGAGUGUCGGUAUUGUAUUAACACAAACUUUGAAUUAAUUCCCAAUCUAAAACUGGUUAAGUAUCACAAUAUUUAUUGUAUUCCAUAUAUCCUACAAUGAACAUUUGCAAAGUGUGUUUAAUGUUCCAGACACGAUCAGAAAAUAAAUCUUAAAA
Messenger RNA from Lingula anatina, 5587 nucleotides. RefSeq names its product RB1-inducible coiled-coil protein 1. Gene Ontology annotation, cellular component: Atg1/ULK1 kinase complex; phagophore assembly site membrane. Gene Ontology annotation, biological process: glycophagy; positive regulation of protein phosphorylation; reticulophagy. NCBI's taxonomy places the organism in Eukaryota, Metazoa, Brachiopoda, Lingulata, Lingulida, Lingulidae. Gene Ontology annotation, molecular function: protein kinase binding; molecular adaptor activity. The record is from RefSeq and is a predicted model, not a curated record.